AUGCAGCCCCCACCCCCAGCAGCACACAGCUCCCCUCUACAUGUAGCCCCCACCCCCCAGCAGCACACAGCUCCCCUCUACCUGAUUCUCCCUUUCUCACCCCCCAGCAGCGCACAGCUCCCCUCUACCUGCAUUCCCCACUCCCCAGCAGCACACAGCUCCCCUCUACCUGAUUCUCCCUUUCUCACCCCCCGGCGCACAGCUCCCCUCUACCUGCAGCACCCACCCCCAGCGCACAGCUCCCCUCUACCUGCAGCCCCCACCAGUGCACAGCUCCCCUCUACCUGCAGCCCCCACCCCCCAACGCACAGCUUCCCUCUACCUGCAGCACCCACCAGCGCACAGCUCCCCUCUACCUGCAGCACCCACCCCCCAGCGCACAGCUCCCCUCUACCUGCAGCACCCACCAGUGCACAGCUCCCCUCUACCUGCAGCAGCUACCCCCCAGUGCACAGCUCCCCUCUACCUGCAGCACCCACCCCCCAGUGCACAGCCCCCCUUUACCUGCAGCCCCCACCCCCAGUGCACAGCUCCCCUCUACCUGGAGCACCCACCAGUGCACAGCUCCCCUCUACCUGCAGCACCCACCCCCCAGUGCACAGCUCCCCUCUACCUGCAGCACCCCCCAGUGCACAGCUCCCCUCUACAUGCAGCACCCACCCCCAGUGCACAGCUCCCCUCUACCUGCAGCACCCACCCCCCAGUGCACAGCUCCCCUCUACCUGCAGCACCCACCCCCAGUGCACAGCUCCCCUCUACCUGCAGCACCCACUAGCGCACAGCUCCCCUCUACCUGCAGCACCCACCAGUGCACAGCUCACCUCUACCUGCAGCACCCACUCCCAGUGCACAGCUCCCAUCUACCUGCAGCACCCACCCCCCAGUGCACAGCUCCCCUCUACCUGCAGCACCCGCCCCCAAUGCACAGCUCCCCUCUACCUGCAGCACCCACCCCCCAGUGCACAGCUCCCCUUAACCUGCAGCACCCACCAGUGCACAGCUCCCCUCUACCUGCAGCACCCACCCCCAGUGCACAGCUCCCCUCUACCUGCAGCACCCACCAGUGCAAAGCUCCCCUCUACCUGCAGCACCCACCCCCCAGUGCACAGCUCCCCUCUACCUGCAGCACCCACCAGUGCACAGCUCUUCUCUACCUGCAGCACCCACCGCAAAGUGCACAGCUCCCCUCUACCUGUAGCAACACCCCCCCAGCGCACAGCUCCCCUCUACCUGCAGCACCCACCCCCCAGUGCACAGCUCCCCUCUACCUGCAGCACCCACCCCCCAGCGCACAGCUCCCCUCUACCUGCAGCACCCACCCCCCAGCGCACAGCUCCCCUCUACCUGCAGCACCCACCCCCCUUUGCACAGCUCUUCUCUACCUGCAGCACCCACCACCCAGUGCUCAGCUCCCCUCUACCUGCAGCACCCACCCCCCAGCGCACAGCUCCCCUCUACCUGCAGCACCCACCCCCAGUGCACAGCUCCCCUCUAUCUGCAGCACCCACUCCCCAGCGCACAGCUCCCCUCUACCUGCAGCACCCACCCCCAGCGCACAGCUCCCCUCUACCUGCAGCACCCACCCCCCAUUGCACAGCUCCCCUCUACCUGCAGCACCCACCCCCCAGCGCACAGCUCCCCUCUACCUGCAGCACCCACCCCCCAGUGCACAUCUACCUGAUUCUCCCACUCCCAGCAGCACACAGCUCCCCUCUACCUGCAGUACCCAGCAGCACACAGCUCCCCUCUACCUGCAGUACCCAGCAGCGCACAGCUCCCCUCUACCUGCAGUACCCAGCAGCGCACAGCUCCCCUCUACCUGCAGCACCCACCAGUGCACAGCUCUUCUCUACCUGCAGCAUCCACCCCCCAGUGCACAGCUCCCCUCUACCUGCAGCACCCACCAGUGCACAACUCUUCUCUACCUGCAGCCCCCACCCCCCAGUGCACAGCUCCCCUCUACCUGCAGCACCCACCAGUGCACAGCUCUUCUCUACCUGCAGCACCCACCCCCCAGUGCACAGCUCCCCUCUACCUGCAGCACCCACCAGUGCACAGCUCUUCUCUACCUGCAGCCCCCACCAGUGCACAGCUCUUCUCUACAUGCAGCCCCCACCCCCAGCAGCACACAACUCCCUUUCUCACUUUAUGUAUUUCUUAUCUGUAAUGCUCGGUUUUGCUUUACUGAGCAGGUUAUAUACUUUGCACUGCCAUAUUAACAAGGUUUGA
Bombina bombina (fire-bellied toad) is the source of this 2229-nucleotide messenger RNA. RefSeq lists its product as uncharacterized. The record is from RefSeq and is a predicted model, not a curated record. NCBI's taxonomy places the organism in Eukaryota, Metazoa, Chordata, Amphibia, Anura, Bombinatoridae. The transcript has a single exon. Bases 1 to 2229 code for a protein of 742 amino acids.